Molecule: messenger RNA, 1290 nt
Organism: Sparassis crispa
Lineage: Eukaryota; Fungi; Basidiomycota; Agaricomycetes; Polyporales; Sparassidaceae
Product: Delta(12) fatty acid desaturase
Exons: 10
Coding region: 1-1290 (429 amino acids)
Biological process (GO): lipid metabolic process
Molecular function (GO): oxidoreductase activity
Source: RefSeq, a predicted model, not a curated record
AUGCCUCUAUGUGCCAUCAUUACCGAGGUGGUACCAAUUCCACCUAUGGUGCAGAUACAACGCGUUGAAGCAGCCCAGUCCAAUUCUGAAGAUGGACUUCCGGAGUUUACACCGAUGCCCUGGUCGUUAAGCGAAAUUCGUACAGCAGUGCCACAGCGUCUCUUUGUGCGCCAUACGUGGAAAGGUCUCCUCUAUCUAUCGAGGGAUCUGUUUCUGUCUGCCCUAUGUUGGAAUCUUGCCCUUUAUAGCGACCCUUUCUUCAGGAGCCCAUACGUCACUCAGUAUCUGACCGUCAUUGGUGCUGAGAUGAUGCGCUGGAUUGCAUGGGUGAUUUACUGGUGGUUCCAGGGCCUCAUAUUCACCGGCAUCUGGGUUAUAGGACAUGAAUGUGGACAUGGUGCGCUUUCCGACAACAGACACGUUUGCAACCUCGUAGGAUAUAUCGUACAUACCAUCCUCUGGACACCGUACUUCAGCUGGAGGAUCUCGCACCAUCGGCACCAUAGCAAUCAUGCGUCCAUGGAGCGAGACGAAGUAUAUGUUCCCAAGACUCGAAGCGAUCUAGGUAUUCCCAAGGAGGGUGACCAUCCUUUCGACUAUGAGGACUAUUUCGGUGACACCCCAUUAUACACGCUUUUCAUGCUGAUACGCCAGCAACUUCUUGCGUUCCCUGCUUAUUUGAUCUGCAAUGUAUCGGGCCAAAAGCACUAUCCGAGAUGGACCAAUCAUUUUGAUCCACAAUCCAUACUCUUCACCAAGAGUCAACGCAACGUCGUUCUCAUCUCCAACUUCGGCAUCUUGUCCAUGAUCUAUCUCACCAAAAAGGCGUGCGAUGUAUGGGGAGCUUCAUUUGUAUUCAAAUCCUAUGGGAUUCCUUGGCUAUGCGUCACUCAUUGGUUUAUUAUGAUAACCUAUCUGCAUCAUACCGAUCCAGAGCUGCCCCACUAUCGGAACGCCCAAUGGAAUUUCCAGCGUGGGGCUGCAGCAACGGUUGAUCGUGACUUCCUUGGCUGGAUGGGUCGUUUCUUCCUGCACGAUGUGGCCCACUUCCAUGUCAUUCACCACUUUUUCCCUACGAUGCCCUUUUACCAUGGAUCAGAGGCUACAAAGUAUUUGCGAGCAUUUAUCGGUGAACAUUAUCGCUACUCCGACAAACCAGUCUUCAAGGCCCUGUGGCACAGUUACAAUGAAUGCCAGUUCGUGGAAGAUGAAGGGGACGUCCUCUUCUACCGUAACAAAAAGGGGAAAGCGAUUCUUCGGCCUGCCGAUGUUCUACGCGAUCAAGAGUAG